ACUUUGACGCAAAUGGCUAUAAAAGUAAGCUCACCUGCCAAGGCCUCACCUCAAUCAAUAUCACAGUCAGUGCCAUAACCGAUCGGACUCAAUUUGAGGCGGCCGACAAUGAAACAGUUCGCGCUACUGUUAGUCGUGUUUUGCGUUUUGAGCGCUCAGGCAGCACCGGAUCGCACUUCACGCAUCAUCAAUGGACAAGUAGCGGCCAAUCACCCAUCCAAUGCGUAUAUUGUUUAUACGAGAGAAGACGGCUAUGGAUACUUCGGUGGCGGCACAAUCAUCUCUGAUCGCCAUAUUCUGACGACUGCCUUGAUUAUUGACGGAUUCUUCCAAUGGGACGUCGGAAUGGGAAGCAACAUCCUGAGUAUGCUUGGUUUUGUGACUUCUCGAACAGCCACAGCUCAUCCGCAAUACAACCCGGUUGACCGUGCUAACGACAUCGGGGUUAUCACCCUGCCGGUGUCCCUGGUCAUCACCGCGAACGUGGCUCCGAUUGCUCUUCCACCGCUGGACUCUGUCUACGGAUACCCCUUCGAAAAUGAACAGGGAACAAUCGUGGGUUUUGGGUUCACCGAUGCAGCUGCAACGGUCAAACCGAACUACCUGAUGCGUGCCUACCAGCGAGUGACCAACGACAUCGAUUGCCAAAUCUACCCAGUCACCGCGCCGAAUCACUUCUGUGCCAAGGAUAUCGUGGAGGGCGGUAACCUGUGUAACGGAGACUUGGGAGCCGGGUUUAUCACUGACGUGCAUGGGCAGCAGACCAUCACCGGGGUGGCUUCGAUGAUUAUGGAUCCUUGUGCCAAUUCGCAUCCGACGGCCUAUACUCGUGUAGAGGCCUACCGAACCUGGAUCAAUACGGUCACCGGAGUCUGAGUGGCGAACAAGUGGUUCUGUGAUCAGAAUGCGUGAAUAAAUAUGUUUUCUUCGCAAUAACUAUUUAGUUGCGUUAAUUCAACUGCUACAUUUUGAUAAUAUGUAUAAUCUUUGAUAUGAUGUCACCUACUCGAUUUUUAGACUGAAAAGCGAAUGUCAAGACAAAUUAAAACAGUUGACUAACU
Aedes albopictus (Asian tiger mosquito) is the source of this 1061-nucleotide messenger RNA. Its product is annotated as inactive CLIP domain-containing serine protease A8-like. Gene Ontology annotation, molecular function: serine-type endopeptidase activity. The transcript has 4 exons. Bases 109 to 876 code for a protein of 255 amino acids. The record is from RefSeq and is a predicted model, not a curated record. Gene Ontology annotation, biological process: proteolysis. Lineage: Eukaryota; Metazoa; Arthropoda; Insecta; Diptera; Culicidae.